AUGAAGAAAAAUCUUGAAAUAAUUAGUAGAUUUCAAAGAUUUAAGAAUUUGGAGAAAUUAGAUGAAGAAGAAGAUCAAGCUAAGGUUAUAACAAUUAGUGUGGAUCGGUUUGGAGCUAAAGGUGAUGGAAAAAUAGAUGAUACAAAUGCAUUUCAAAAAGCAUGGAAAGAAGUUUGUUCGUCUUCAAAUGUUGUGAAUUUUGUGGUGUCCAAAAACAAGAAAUAUCUUCUCAAACCAAUCAAAUUUUCUGGGCCAUGCAAAUCUUCCAUUACAAUGCAGAUUUAUGGAACCCUAUUAGCAUCUGAUGAUACUUCAGAUUACAACAAGGAUAGUAGGCACUGGCUUAUUUUUGAUAGUGUUCAAAAAUUGGUUGUUGGAGGAGCUGGAGUUAUCAAUGGCAAUGGCAAAAUUUGGUGGCAAAAUUCUUGCAAAAUUAAUAAAAAAUUGCACUGCAAGGUUGCACCCACGGCCCUAACAUUUUACAAGUGCAACAACUUGAAGGUGAAGGACCUUAAAAUAGAAAAUGCACAACAAAUACAUUUGCUAAUUGAGAAAUGUGUUGGUGUUGAAGUUUCAAAAUUGGUAGUGAGUUCUCCAGAAAAUAGCCCUAACACUGAUGGAAUCCAUAUUACUAACACUCAAAAUAUUCAAAUUUCUGACUCCACCAUUGGCACAGGUGAUGAUUGCAUCUCAAUAGUGGAUGGAUCUCAAAAGGUCCUAGCCACUGGCAUUACUUGUGGACCAGGUCAUGGAAUAAGUAUUGGAAGUUUGGGAGGUGGAAAUUCAGAAGCUCAUGUGUCUGAUAUUCAUGUAAAUGGAGCUAAGCUUUAUGGAACUACGAAUGGACUUAGGAUUAAGACUUGGCCGGGAGGAUUUGGAAGUGCAAGCAAUAUUAAGUUUCAAAAUGUGGCUAUGAAUAAUGUCAAAAAUCCAAUAAUUAUAGACCAAAAUUAUUGUGAUCAAGCUGAUGGUCCAUGCAAAGCUGAGACCGACUCAGCAAUUCAAGUGAAAAAUGUGAUUUAUCAAAAUAUCAAAGGCACAAGUGCAACAAAUGAUGCAAUAAAUUUCAAUUGCAGCAAAAAAAUUCCAUGUCAAGGAAUUUUGUUGGAGAAUGUGAAAUUGUUAGGAGGAAAUGGUGAAACUCCAAAUGCUAUUUGGGGAAAUAUUAACAAUCUUACAUGCAACAAUGUUUUACCAGAAUGUAAAAAAACUCAAAAAAUUGUAUAA
Solanum tuberosum (potato) is the source of this 1227-nucleotide messenger RNA. RefSeq names its product polygalacturonase-like. Gene Ontology annotation, biological process: carbohydrate metabolic process. Bases 1 to 1227 code for a protein of 408 amino acids. The record is from RefSeq and is a predicted model, not a curated record. Gene Ontology annotation, molecular function: polygalacturonase activity. The transcript has 9 exons. Lineage: Eukaryota; Viridiplantae; Streptophyta; Magnoliopsida; Solanales; Solanaceae.